AUGGCAGGAGUCGUCUUCGAGGACCUUUCUGGCACGGCCACUCCGGUCUCUGAAGGCGAGAACCCGUAUCAGGCCCUCAUAGCAGCUUCGAAUAAUGAUCCGGUCCAAUUACAAGCCCGAUAUGCAACCCAUCGCACCACGAGAAACGCGCAGCAGAAAGCUAAGAUCCUCGACCCCAGUUUCCCAGGCUGGACCCUGGAUGAGACACUCGCAAAACUGGACGGCCCCAACAGGGAUCCUACGUUCCUCGAUGACAGAUUCUGCUCCACGUUCUGGGGCCGUCCGCCCCUGCACAUCCGCAACCUGGUCGACAUGAUCCAGCGGGAACUCCGACAGGUCGCUCCAACUCUCUGGUUCAUGCCCCUGGAGAAUCUACACAUCACCAUCUUCGAACUCGUCCAUUCUGUGACCGAACCCGAGAUGGAGGCGAUCAUCUCGCCCCUUCUCGAAACAGGCGCUGCAGAAGAGAUCGUCAACCUCCCUUUGCGCCAUCGGAUACGCCUCAUCAAGCCCAUGAUCGGCUACGACGCGUCUGCGAUGGCUCUCAGCUUUGUCCCAGCUGCUGGGGAGGGACGCAACAGCGUCAGCAGCGAUCAAUACACCUAUCACCAUCUCCGCCGGGAAGUCUACGACAGGACAGUUGCGGCAGGCGUCAAGCCUGUGUCGCGGUAUAUAGUGCCAUCCGCCCAUCUGACAAUCGCACGAUUCAUUACGCAGGACGGGUUCGUCGACGACAGUGGCCGGGUGGACCACACGAGGGUACGCGCGUUGAUUGAGAAGAUCGAGGAGCUCAAUGCCAGACUCGAAGCCGAGUACUGGCCCAAGGAGGACGGGAGCAUCAAAGUAGGCGGGGAGUGGAUCAUAGGGCAAGAAAAAGGCGUGGAUUUUCGAAAGGGACGGCUGUGUAAACGAGCAAUCAAGAUAGAAACCAGAGUCCUGUACGGAGUACUUCGUACUGUAGAAAUCAACGGUGUUGCAUCUGGCGAUCCGGCACAGACAGUCAAAAUGGUCAACGUUCCGAAAACCCGCCGGACGUACUGCAAGUCCAAGCAGUGCCGGAAGCACACCCAACACAAGGUCACCCAGUACAAGGCUGGAAAGGCCUCCCUCUUCGCGCAGGGUAAGCGUCGUUACGACCGGAAGCAGAGCGGUUACGGUGGUCAGACCAAGCCCGUCUUCCACAAGAAAGCCAAGACGACCAAGAAGAUUGUCCUGCGGUUGGAGUGCACCCAAUGCAAGGCCAAGCACCAGCUGGCCCUGAAGCGCUGCAAGCACUUCGAACUGGGUGGUGACAAGAAGACCAAGGGUGCCGCUCUCGUUUUCUAA
Rasamsonia emersonii CBS 393.64 is the source of this 1326-nucleotide messenger RNA. RefSeq lists its product as uncharacterized. Gene Ontology annotation, molecular function: structural constituent of ribosome. Gene Ontology annotation, cellular component: ribosome; cytosolic large ribosomal subunit. Gene Ontology annotation, biological process: translation. Bases 1 to 1326 code for a protein of 441 amino acids. The record is from RefSeq and is a predicted model, not a curated record. NCBI's taxonomy places the organism in Eukaryota, Fungi, Ascomycota, Eurotiomycetes, Eurotiales, Trichocomaceae. The transcript is spliced from 8 exons.